Messenger RNA from Beauveria bassiana ARSEF 2860, 1935 nucleotides. Its product is annotated as glucoamylase I precursor. The transcript is spliced from 2 exons. Lineage: Eukaryota; Fungi; Ascomycota; Sordariomycetes; Hypocreales; Cordycipitaceae. Bases 1 to 1935 code for a protein of 644 amino acids. Gene Ontology annotation, molecular function: glucan 1,4-alpha-glucosidase activity; starch binding. The record is from RefSeq and is a predicted model, not a curated record. Gene Ontology annotation, biological process: polysaccharide catabolic process. Gene Ontology annotation, cellular component: fungal-type vacuole.
AUGCAUGGUCUCGGAAGCAUCCUGCUGCUCGGCACACUGGCGGCUCAAAAGGUUCUCGGCCUGCCCAGCACCCAGCAUCUCCAGCGCCGCACCGUCAACAGCUACCUGGCCGCUGAAGGUCCCAUUGCGCUGCAGAAACUGCUCUGCAACAUUGGUUCAGACGGCUGCGAAGCUCUAUCCGCGGCGGCCGGCGCCGUGGUCGCGUCGCCCAGCACCAGCAGCCCAGACUACUGGUACACGUGGACAAGAGACAGCGCGUUGGUGUUCAAGUGCCUCGUCGACCGCUUCACGCACUCGUACGAUGGGAGCCUGCAGAAGCUAAUCCAGGAAUAUAUCGCCGCCCAAGCAAAGGUGCAGGGCGUGUCGAACCCGUCGGGGUCCUUGUCGGAUGGGGCGGGCCUGGCCGAGCCCAAGUUUCACGUGGACCUGUCUGCGUUUACCGGCCCGUGGGGGCGGCCUCAGCGGGACGGGCCGGCGCUGAGGGCGAUUGCGAUGAUUUCAUACUCUAACUGGCUGAUUGACAAUGGGUACGCGGUUACGGCCAAGGAGAUUGUCUGGCCCGUGGUCCGCAACGACUUGAGCUACGUGGCGCAGUACUGGAACUCGACUGGUUUUGAUCUGUGGGAGGAGGUCAAUGGAAGCUCCUUUUUCAGCGUUGCGAGCCAGCACCGAUCUCUCGUUGAGGGCAGCAGCCUGGCUGCCAAGCUCGGACAGGACGGCUCGGUGUACGGACAGAUCGCUCCCCAGAUCCUGUGCUUUUUGCAGACGUUUUGGGUUGCCUCUGGCGGAUACAUCAACUCCAACAGUAAGCCAAAAGAAGGACAGCUGGUUCCGUGCGAGGUGCUAACACGCAUAGUCAACCAAAACAACGGCCGCACUGGAAAAGACGUCAACUCGAUUCUGACUUCGAUUCACAAUUUUGAUGCGGCCCUCAGCUGCGACGCCAGCACCUUUCAGCCGUGCAGCGACAAGGCGCUUUCCAACCACAAAGCUGUUGUUGACUCUUUCAGAUUCUACAAUAUCAACAAGGGCAUCGCAGAGGGCAAGGCCGUCGCCAUUGGCAGAUACUCGGAAGAUGUGUACUACAAGGGAAACCCCUGGUAUCUGGCGACUCUGGCCGCGGCAGAGCAGCUUCACGAUGCGCUGCACAUCUGGAACAAGAAGGGCUCUAUCACUGUGACGAGCACUUCACAGGCCUUUUUCAGCGAUUUCGUGCCCAAUAUUUCGGUGGGCACAUAUGCUAGCGACUCGAGCACAUUUACGAGCAUUGUGGAAGCUGUCACAGCGUAUGCAGACGACUUUGUGGCCAUUGUGGCCAAGUACACGCCGUCUGGAGGCUCCCUAGCUGAGCAGUUUGACAAGAACAACGGCUCGCCGUUGUCUGCCCGCGACCUGACCUGGUCCUACGCUUCGCUCUUAACAGCCAUUGACCGCCGCGCCGGCGUCAUCCCCCCAUCGUGGGCCAGCUCCGGCGCCAACGAGGUCCCCGGUUCGUGCUCGGCUAAAACUGUAAAAGGGACAUACACGUCGGCGACGGCCACCUCGUUCCCCGCGAACCAGACGCCCAAGACUGGCGUCCUACCGCCCUCGACGACGCCCGCGCAGCCGACGUGCACGCCGGUAGCCUCGGUGGCGGUGACGUUUCGCGAGACGGCGACGACGGAGUUUGGGCAGACAAUCAAGAUGGUGGGCAACGUAGAGGCGCUGGGUAAUUGGGACCCGCACCGCGGGGUAACGAUGGAGGCGAGCGAGUACACGGCGGAUAAUCACGUGUGGAAGACAACAGUGUGGCUGGCGGCGGGUGAGGUGAUCGAGUACAAGUUUGUCAAUGUGCGGGCGGACGGGUCGGUGGUGUGGGAGGCGGAUCCGAACCACAGAUAUACGGUGCCCAAGUCAUGCGCGGGGACGGCGUCGAGGGCGGACAGCUGGCAGUGA